AUGCUCCAUCGGCUGAGCAAAUACCAGAAAGCACUAACGUGGCGACCGACCAGGACCUUCAGCAUGGCGUGGUAUUGCUCCGGGUCGACCAACACCGAGUUGAUCGAGAAUCUGGUCCAGGCGGGUUUGAUCAAGCACCCGCGUGUCAAGGAUGCCAUGAUCGGCGUUGAUCGUGCCCAUUACGCGCCGUCGCGGCCGUACUCGGACUCGCCGCAGCCCAUCGGGCAUGGGGCCACCAUCUCCGCACCGCACAUGCAUGGCCACGCAUGCGAGUAUCUGAUUGACUAUCUCCAGCCGGGCUCCCGGGUGCUGGACAUCGGAUCUGGCUCAGGCUACCUCACUCACGUCCUGGCAAACCUGGUGACGGGACCGCCAGGCACCGCCGCGCCAGGCCAGGUCAUCGGGAUCGACCACAUCCCCGAACUAGUGGACCUCGCCCGAUCCAAUAUGGACAAGUCUGAACAGGGCCGCCAGCUCCAGGCUGCUGGACGGGUGAAGUUUAUUACUGCAGACGGACGUCUGGGCUGGAAAGAAGGGGGCCCGUAUGAUGCAAUUCAUGUUGGCGCGGCGGCUGAGAAACUCCACCCGGUUCUGAUCGAGCAGCUACGGGCUCCAGGGAGAAUGUUCAUUCCGGUCGAAUCCGAGGACGAUGGGAGCAUGCUGCGCAGCAUGGGCCUCAGCAGCGGCCAGUAUAUAUGGGUGGUGGAUAAAAAGGCAGAUGGAUCGGUCCACAAAGAGAAGGUUUUCCAGGUCAGCUACGUGCCUCUGACGGACGCUCCACCAUGA
Penicillium canariense is the source of this 786-nucleotide messenger RNA. Its product is annotated as protein-L-isoaspartate O-methyltransferase. Gene Ontology annotation, biological process: protein modification process. Lineage: Eukaryota; Fungi; Ascomycota; Eurotiomycetes; Eurotiales; Aspergillaceae. Gene Ontology annotation, molecular function: protein-L-isoaspartate (D-aspartate) O-methyltransferase activity. Gene Ontology annotation, cellular component: cytoplasm. Bases 1 to 786 code for a protein of 261 amino acids. The transcript has 2 exons. The record is from RefSeq and is a predicted model, not a curated record.